Messenger RNA from Knipowitschia caucasica, 1320 nucleotides. NCBI's taxonomy places the organism in Eukaryota, Metazoa, Chordata, Actinopteri, Gobiiformes, Gobiidae. The record is from the annotation of a GenBank genome assembly.
AUGAGAGCAGCGGGGGCAGCCACCUACGGGCCACAAGGACGAGGCAGAGAGCGGAGGAAGGAUUCGGCCGAGAUCGAGUGCUACAGAUGCCGUAAAAUGGGACAUGUGGCAAGGAAUUGUCCCAGCGCGUAUGAGGAGAGGCGACGGGACCGCAGGAGCGACGCGCCACGCCGAGGGGGACAGCGGGACUCCAUGGCAGCAGCGACGGGGGAAGAGCAGCAACGAGGAGCCACAGACCGCUGGGAGCGCUGGGCUCGACCCGAGAGGAGCGACAGGGACCAAGAAGGACCCUGCCCCUGGAGCGCCUACAGAGAAGCAGCAGAUGAUGGAGACGAGGACUACUAUGAAGACCACAGACUCAGACCACAGCAACAGAACAGCAGAGGUUUCUGUCAGAGGAGCCAGAGGGAAAAGUCCCCUCUGUGUGACUUCUGUGUCCAGUUCAUGAUGGAUAAGAGGUCUGUGGUGGAGCUUCCAGCUCUGUCUGGAAAAUCUCCAGAGAAAGUGUUGGAACAAUGCGACUACUGCUUGUCCCUGUGUCCUGAGGGCGUCCACGCCUUCAUCAUGAUCACACCACAAGAUGGGCCCAAUGACAAAGACAAGAAUUUGAAUAACUUUAAGAUCACUUUUAUAGAUUCCAUAGGACUGGAUCAAAGGUCAAUAAAAAAAACCCUGCGUCUGAACACGAGCACUCAGCAGGUCCAGGAGCUGCUGAAGGUUGUGGACAAACGCCGUAGUGCUUACACCAAGGACAUGUUUGUUAAAGCUCUCAUUGAAAGCAAGUUCAAUCACAGUUCUAUAGAGAACGCAGCAGAGAUGCCGAGCUCAGAGGGUUUGAGGAUCGCUCUGAUUGGGAAAAGAGGCAGUGGGAAACGUACUACUGCAAACACUAUUCUGGGAGAAAAAUGUCUUGUGCCUGAAGCUGCUCAGCCAAAAGAAUGUGAGAAGGUCAGUCGGCAGGUCCAGAGCCGCACUGUCACAGUGGUGAACACUCCUCCUUUGUUUGAAGACAGUUUCAGUGAAGAGCUCUAUAACUGCAUGUCUCAGCUGUCUCCAGGACCUCACGCCUUCUUACUGCUGCUGCCGAUCAGAAAGAUUAAUGAAGAGGACCGUAACUCUCUGCAGAUGAUCCACAAGAGUCUUGGAGAAAAGGCGAUUGAUUAUGUAAUGAUUGUUUUCACCGGAGGAGAUGAACUGAGUGAAAAUUACACUAUUGAGAACGUCAUAGAGGAAUCUGAGACAGAGACAGACGUCACUGUGUCAUGGCUCCCUCUGCUGGUCGCUCCUGCUCACUGCAUCUGCUCAAUCUACAGGACCUGA